CCUGCCCUGGGAUCGUGGAGAAUCUAGGAGAGCAUCCAACACUGCUGGAGCUGAGCACCCAGGGCAGCCUGAUGGACUCUCUUCACUUCACUUGGUUAUGCUUCCUCCUCCUGACCGUUGCAGCUCCCUGUCCAAAUAUUGCCAUGCCCAGUGGCAACCCUGAUGAGCGAACGCGAGACUCUUCCUCUGGCAAAACAAAUGUGACAGUCUACCACUGCAAAGGCUGUAAGAGCAACGUAUGUGAAUCAUCCAAUUACGAAGAGUUUGUAAAAAUUGGUGAAACACAAAGUGAGGUAUUUUCAAACGAAAUACUUCAGUUGGUGACCAACGAAACACACAUCAAGAUGUGUUUUCAGCAAGAAAAUACUUCUGAAGGUUUUUAUGCCAUCUUCUGGGAGAAACCCAUAGGAGCAGGAGACGCAUGUAAUUACCUGGAUCUUACAGUUUCCUCAGAAAACGUGUGGGGUAACGUUCAAAUCUGCUGUGAUGCAAAGACUGACAUUUCGGUGCCCAACUCUCGCCUGACCUGCUACCCUGAACCACCAGAUGAGAAAACCAGACCAUCAACAGCCUACAGCACUGGAGACCUAGGUGAUCUUCCACUUCCAAAAAGCAAAAAGAGCAGCAUUGGCAUCAUCACCCCGGUAGUGAUUGUUGGGUUUUGUGCAGCAGCACUGGCGAUAUGGUGGGUUCUACAGAAACGAAAUGGUCAAGCUGUUGGAAAAACCAAAAGGGUUCCUGACAAGGAAAACCUCACACCUUGAAAAAUAUCUACAAGUGACAAAACCAGGAGUCUAUGCCAGCAGCAUACGCCUCAGUAACGGCACACAGCGGUCAGCUAAAAAAAAAGAUGCUCGUUUGAUACAUGAUCUCAUGGCAGUUUUCAUAAAUGUACCUUCACCAAAUCCACCCAUUCACUGAAGACUCUGAUUGCCACAGUCAUCCAGCUCCAGGUCUUCACAAGCAGCACAAGAAGCUCCCUGAGUCCCCCAUCCUUUCCUGGUGCUUCGCUGAGGACAGCAGCACAGGUUUAAACCAGCUGAAUUCUCACAAUGCUUUUCGUGACUGAAACGAUCAGUUAAUCUCAAAUUCUUCAGAGGUCAGAGGACUGUAUCUGUGAUCAGGAAGGAUGUGUUGAACCCUGAAACAGACACGCUCUGCAUGUCUUCCAUUUUGUAACACAAUAGCAUGGCCAUAGAUUUUUAUUUUUUUAACUCUCAGGUGGCCUUUUGUACAGGUGACUGGUUUGUUGAAUUAAAGAUGUUUGGCCUUUUGAA
Molecule: messenger RNA, 1277 nt
Organism: Phalacrocorax carbo (great cormorant)
Lineage: Eukaryota; Metazoa; Chordata; Aves; Suliformes; Phalacrocoracidae
Source: RefSeq, a predicted model, not a curated record